Messenger RNA from Penicillium digitatum Pd1, 4707 nucleotides. The record is from RefSeq and is a predicted model, not a curated record. Lineage: Eukaryota; Fungi; Ascomycota; Eurotiomycetes; Eurotiales; Aspergillaceae.
AUGGCAGACCUGCCCUUCGAACAUCUCACCCUUUAUCACGUCGUCGACCCAUGUUUAUCAUCCAUCCUCGUCUUCUAUGGUGCUGUUUCCACUGCCAAUGCCACUGUGAGCAGUUCCCGCAUCCAGGCCCACAUAUUCACACCCGCUGGGUUUCAAAGUUAUCCUCGAAUUACGGUGUCACCGGCUGCCCCCGUGUAUGCUGCGGUCAACCAUCUACCCCGCGAAAAACAAGGAGAUGAAGUGUGUCGCGGACUUGCCGUCAGCAUGCUGAGGUAUUUUGCCGAGCUGUCUGAACCGGUUAAGCACCGCCUGACUGGGGUGGCUCGCGCUGGAAGACCCGGGGGGAAGGCGCCCAAGAUGUUCGAUGAGAUGCAUGCUGCGGAUCUGGCCAACCGUAUGACAAAGGUGGACGACCCAUUGGAAAUCAUUCAGGAUAUUCGGAGUUCAUAUCAAGAACGUAAGGUUCCAUGGAUUGACAUCGAUGUGGUACUUCCUAUGGGCACUAUACAACCAGUCUCCCGGCGAGAGAGUGCGGGAUCGGAGCUUGGGGAGAGUCAGAAUCCCCAGUACGGCCCAUAUACACCCCUGAUAGAAGCCUUGGGAGAUCCUAUGUUUUUGCCAACGUCUCGACUGAAGCGUGCGCCGUCCCAGCCGACCAAUGUCAGCAAAUCGCGGCUAUUCGCAAGAAGCCAGAAAGAAGCUCUUCGUCUUACCAUGUGUGAGCUUGUGGAUACCGAAGAAAGAUAUGUCGCCAAACUGUACUCUCUCGUCCAUGAAGUAGCCGACGAAUUUCGGCAAAAGGCCGUGGGCAGAGGGCCAUCCAGCAACAGUCCCGACGAGGCAGCUUUGGCGGCAUUAUUCCCGCCCUGUUUGAAUGAAAUUCUGGAAGUCAACCUCGGCUUCCUCAACGUCAUUCGACAAGUGCUCGAUGAAACCGAGAAAGAUGCCAUCACAGAUAUUGGCCAGGACACGGAGCUCCCUUCCAAGCAUCGGGGUCUGCCCAGAGACAGAGCGGAUCCGCUUGGAGCUCUGGCAUUCGCAAAGGCUUUGUUUGAAUGGCUACCACAAUUUUCACAGCCUUAUGGAGAGUACAUGCGAGCACAUACAGGUUUUACACAAACUCUGAAUUCGUUCAUGAAAGAUAAGAACUCUAGCUUUUCAAGGAGAGUAUAUGAGACGGGGGAGCAAAGAUUGCGCUCUUUGUUGAUGGAACCCGUUCAGCGACUCCCUCGAUACAGCCUGCUGAUUGACACUAUGACUAGCAAUCUGCCCUUGGUCCAUCCCGCCGUGCGAACUUUGCUGAAAGCACGAGACAUCGUUAAGGAUAUCUGUGCACUGGAGAACAAUUCCCCCUCGAGCCACGCCCAAAGCCUUCAACGCCUAAAAGAGCUGGUCAACGGAUGGCCGGCGAAGACAUUUCCUGAAGGACGGCUGAUUACUGCAGUCGACUUCAACGAGAUAACCCCUCCCUACAAUCUAGAGACACAGUCGUUUGAAAACUGCACAGGGAUCAUGCUUCUUUACAAGAACUGCCUGAUCCUUCUAGCAAAGCCCGCCGAAAGCCGGACCACAGCUCGUGGUGUGCUGGCUGACGUCGACAAUGCGGCUGCUUCAACCGGUGAUAUGUCCACAUCUUUACCACAAGCUGAACUCCAAGUCGUGCAGGUUCUAGACUUUCACAACGUGCGUUGUAUGCAAUCUGCAUGUGGUCGGAUUUUAUUUGUUGCACCAACUUCAGCCAAGUCCUUGACAGAUGAGACAAGCGCCGGAGCUGACCUGCUUGCAUUGGAAUUGGCUGGAAUAUAUGAAGGAAGGGCCAACCGACUAAUUGAAGAAAUGUGCAAAGCGAAGAUUGAGGGUCGAUUCCCCGAGAGUGAAAGAGAAGGAGGCAAAUGGACACUACGAAGCCCUCCCACCGGAGCUGCGAGUAACGUAGGGAUACUGGCCUGUGUGUGUGAGGACGGUGAAAGUGCUGCGCUCAAUCAGAUCCUGUCAUCCCCCAUACGGAUUGUUUUCGAUGCUUCCAAGACAACUUGUGGUCAAAUGUUGAGAGAUUCCAAUCUUGAGGUCAUCAUAUCGAUAUCUCCUCCAAAUGGAGAUCAACACAGGCUAGACAUCAAUUCAGUGGUUGGAUCUGGGUCUACAGAUUUGAUCACGGUGGAAACCUUCAUUCCUACUCUUUCACGGCGUCUUCAAUCUUUACUCUCGCCUCUGCACAGCCCCCGAAACCCAGCAUUGACAGAUCCAAUGGUUCAUGCCAAUUUUGAAAUCCUUCGGUAUAUCGCCAGCAAUUUAAUCACGCAGGUCAAGUCUUCGCGGGGAUUCCGGCCACCUUCACCGACCAAACUGAUCUCAAACCUGUUGGGGGGUAGUCGUGAUAAUGUGCCGAGCCUCAAAGGGCAAGGAUCGGCCGCUCUUACCGGCGAAUUCCCCAAAAUGCCCCCGCCAAGAAGCACUCUGUCUAGAUCGAACACUUUGCCUUCGACAUUCCCCGGAAAAGACAAAGAGAAGGACGGCGACAAAGACAAAGAGAAAGAGGAAAUUGGAAACAAAAUAUCUGUUGUCGGGGGAUCCGCCAAUGGAUUAGAUACUCAGUUUGGGUUGCUGGAGCAAACAUUUGCUGCCUAUGUACUUUCUCUGCAGUCUCGGAGUGGGAACAUACUGGGUCGAAUGCUUCGCGUCAGAGAUCAGGUUGACCGGGCGCCGGUCAAUGAGCUCUACAACAUUUUGCUGGAAGACCCAAGCAGAAUCCAGGCUGCCGCCGAAGUGCCAGUUGAUACGCUUUUCGUCGCAUUUGAAACCUUCUUGGCGAACGCUUGGAGACGAAGCAUGGGCCCUAUAUUGAGCUCCUCUUCUCUUAAAUGGGUACAGAGCCAGUUUGACACCAUGAUACCUCGAGAUUUUGAUGAGCAAUUCCGGAAUUUUGUGGCAGAUAUGAGCCCGCAAAAUAGACGAGCUCUAGCUGCGAUUAUUCGACUACUUGCCGAGCUACUAGAUGCAUCUGGAAAUGACGGAGAUCGCGGUGCCUUGACGAUGGCAUUUGCGGAAGUACUCACUGAAGACGGAGAUCCCAGCCAUCAUGUAUCCCUUUUGGAUCGACUGGUUGAAGACUUUGACAACCUCUUUGAAGAAUUCAUUCCUGGAGGUACCUCUGUGGAAGGAACACUGACCUGUGAUCAAUCGAAAUCGCAUACUAAUACUGGGUCAGUCGGUUCCAACUCCUCCUCUUUUCGCAAACGCUUUGGCUUUGGUAUGCAUAGGGAUACCUCGAAAAAUGACGGCGAAAGCAAAGUCGCAGCAAUUCUACGGACAUUGAGCAAGAAGCAAAGCCCAGCCGGCUCUGAACCCAAUACACCCAAGGGCUCUCUAAUGCGUUCCAAGUCGACUGAUGUAGAUGCUCGUCCGGGGUUCCUUAGCCCUACAUCUCGCGAUCGUCCUACGUCCCGUGAUAGUCCCACAUCCCGUGAUCGCCCUACAUCCCGUGAUCGGCCAUAUCGUCCGCACGGGUUCGCCUCUGAGGAGCAAAUCUUGAGGCCGGGCACUGGGUACGAAAACCCGCCUUCUCUAUCUUCUUUCCGAGAAGUCUCUGAAGAUGUCAUGCCACGGACUCGCAGAAAGCGAAGGAGUUCUCUUUCGGAUCUACGACAACCCACAUCAUCACCAGAUGCAUAUAGUAUCUCUCCGUCUAAACAGCUCCACCCGAUGACCCCUUCUAGCCGCCCGCGAGGAGAAGUGGUAACACCCACCAAGCAGUCCAGACCUCAAAGCAGUUACAUAGCAACAUCCCCCAUGCGCGUUAAAUCACCAAUGUGUUCUAAGCCGCCAGCAAAAUCCAGUCCACCGACGCGACUGAGAUCACCCACUCGCCGUCUGUCUCCGCCCCGUCUGUCUCCGCCGAGCAGGAAGGAGAACGUUGAUCCCAGGAACACACAGUCGGAGCGCACAACCAAGUCCAGGAGCAGAGUAUCAGAGUUGCCAGCAGAAGUGUCAAGGAGGAGAUCUCAUAUAUCAGGCAUUCCUCAGCGGACUCCGGCCCUUCGGGAGCGGCCAGCCAUUAACACUUCCGAUACUAAGCGGCCACAAUCUAUGUCUUUCUUGCAGAAACCGCAGAAACUGCGGAUACAAAGCCCAAAAAAGCUACGUGAUCGUGUUCAACUAGAAAAGAAGACCCAAAACUCAACUCAAUUGGGCCUGAAAGACGAGCUUACAGAGCUUGGUAAUGAAUUACGUUCUCUGAGGCUCACGUCACCAAGGAAAUCCAACGCAAUGAAUCUGGGGCUUGGUUUUGACCGUACAGACACCAAUCCACAUUCCGCUACCACCGCAUCCCUUGAAGCUCGCAUGCGCAAUCUUGAAACCCGAUUUGAGACGCUUACCUGGGAAUACAAUGGCCGCACAACCGCUCUCGAGCGAGACCUGGAGUCGUCCUUGAUUCUUAGCGAGAAGCGCGUAAAGAAAUUGGACGAACUUUAUCGCGAGGCAAGCGCUGAGAACGAGGCUCUUUAUGAUCGGUUUAACACCGAGCUCAGCAAGAUUGCAAAGGAUGUCCGCCUGGGCCAAGCAGAAGACGCCUUGAAAUCUCAACUGGCAAGUGCUCUAGACGAGAUCGGCCGAGUGAAGAAAGAAAACUUCCGCUUAAAACGAGAAGUCGGGGGUCUUCGAGCCCAAUCAGCUGCCGCUGCACUACUCAAGACGAGUGAGCAAUGA